CAUUUAUAUUACUUCUACUUCUAUAGCUAGAGUUCUGAUUGCUUAACCUCCACUAACAACUAUGCGAUGACCAGACAAUGCGCGCUGUACUCCGCCCACGGACCCUUCUUCACUAUGUACGCAAUGUAAUCCCCAACCGCCAAUUCUCCACGUCUCCAGCGCUCCUCAAAAGUCUCCCUGGCCCGCUUCCCCCAAUUCUCGACACCGACAUAACUGAAAACUUUCUGAAAGGCAGUGGUCCAGGCGGCCAGAAAAUCAACAAGACCAACUCAGCAGUCCAGAUUCUGCAUCACCCAACAGGGCUGAUUGUCAAAUGCCAAGAGACGCGGUCGCGUAGCCAGAAUCGCAAGAUUGCGCGGCGCCGGUUGGCAGAGCGCAUUGAGGAAUUGCAGCUGGGAAGCGAGGCGCGCACGGCAAAGAAGGCUGCAAAGGAGGCGAAGAAGAAGAGUAGUGCGACAAAAAAGAGGAGAAGGAAGUAUCGUCAAUUGGACGCGGCGAAAAGGCUCGAUGAUAACGAAGGAGAGGAGGAUGCCGAUGAUGUUAACGAACCGAAUGAGGUUGAGGAAGUAAAACAAGGCAAGCUGGAUGGUGUAGAGAACAAAGAUAAGGCGAAAGAGUCUAGUCCAGGAUCGCUUGUAUGACGAGCGCUGUACUAGCAAACUGCUCGACAGACUGACUCAGGAGAACAUCUGGGCUACAACAAUAGCCACAAAUAGAGUAAUCCCACAUCACCGGUCGACCAACUGUCCAUAAACUUACAAGUCAAGACUGGUUCAAGACACGAACAACACCCUCAGCGCUGAG
Messenger RNA from Pseudovirgaria hyperparasitica, 804 nucleotides. RefSeq lists its product as uncharacterized. Gene Ontology annotation, molecular function: translation release factor activity. Lineage: Eukaryota; Fungi; Ascomycota; Dothideomycetes; Acrospermales; Acrospermaceae. Bases 78 to 641 code for a protein of 187 amino acids. Gene Ontology annotation, cellular component: mitochondrion. The transcript has a single exon. The record is from RefSeq and is a predicted model, not a curated record. Gene Ontology annotation, biological process: translational termination.